AUGCUGGAUGAGAUACAUGAGCCUCUUGAGCAGGAGCGAGCCGACUACAACACAUAUACAUUGGGGAGUAUUGGCCAUCACAACGUUGUAAUCGCAGGACUACACCAACCAGGGAACAGCUCAGCCACGUCGGUGGUGACUCAAAUCCGGAACACCUUUUCAGAUAUAAAUUGUGUUCUUCUCGUCGGUAUAGGAGGGGGUGUGCCUGUCAAGACCAACAGUGGCAUCAUCCGACUAGGGGAUGUUGUCGUGAGCAAGCCAGCUGGUGAAUAUCCCGGGGUUGUACAAUAUGACCACGGAAAGGCUGAAGUGGGCGUGUUUAAACGUACCGGCGCACUCCCACCACCCCCGGCAGUUUUGCUCCAUGCCGCACAGGAUUUUGCUGUGAACCGUACAUUGACAGGCGAGUUGAUGGACCCUCUGACGACAUCGCUUUCGCGCAUCAGCAGUGAUGGGCGACUCAGGGGGUUUCAGUUUCCUGGUCGAAUGAAUGACUUUCUAUAUCAGAGCGAUUAUGUUCACCUGGGCGCCGGGGAAUUAUGCAGCGAAUGCAACUGCGAUUCUCGUGAGCGCAUAAAACACGAUUACGGCGUCGAUGAGGCAUAUGUACAGGUCCAUCGAGGCAUUAUAGCAUCAGGCGAGUUUGUCAUCAAAGAUGCGAUGAAACGGGACCAAUUGGCCGCCCAGUAUGGCAUCCUAUGCUUUGAAACAGAGGCAGCGGGUGUGCUGGCGGAUAUGCCUUGCUUGGUGAUACGAGGAGUUUCGGACUACUGCGAUUCACAUAAAAAUGAUCAAUGGCAUGGGUAUGCUGCAGCAACCGCCGCUGCAUAUGCCCGAGAGCUCGUCCUUCGAAUGCCAAUAUACAAAUCGAAGAAGUCGGUGGGAUAA
Molecule: messenger RNA, 888 nt
Organism: Aspergillus puulaauensis
Lineage: Eukaryota; Fungi; Ascomycota; Eurotiomycetes; Eurotiales; Aspergillaceae
Product: 5'-methylthioadenosine/S-adenosylhomocysteine nucleosidase family protein
Exons: 2
Coding region: 1-888 (295 amino acids)
Biological process (GO): nucleoside metabolic process
Molecular function (GO): catalytic activity
Source: RefSeq, a predicted model, not a curated record